This is a messenger RNA of Hydra vulgaris (swiftwater hydra), 1618 nucleotides long. Its product is annotated as 1-acyl-sn-glycerol-3-phosphate acyltransferase delta. Gene Ontology annotation, molecular function: 1-acylglycerol-3-phosphate O-acyltransferase activity. Lineage: Eukaryota; Metazoa; Cnidaria; Hydrozoa; Anthoathecata; Hydridae. Gene Ontology annotation, cellular component: endomembrane system. The record is from RefSeq and is a predicted model, not a curated record.
AGGCCAAAGUUUAAUGGUUUUUAUGGUAUAAACUUGAAGUUUUGUAUUACUCUCUUCUGUAAGUCUGCAUGUAGUUAUCUGUUUAUCAGAGGGAACAUGAAUCUAGUUUCUUCAAUAUUUUUUUCUUGGUUUGCGAUAGUUUUUUGUAUAAGUGGUUUGUUUAUAAACUUUUUGCAACUACUGGUUUUGCCAUUAUAUUGGAUAAAGAAAAGUUGGUACCACAAUAUUAUACCAGCGUUGUCAUAUGGGAUAUUUAGUCAAAUAACAGUUUUGGGUGAAUGGUGGGCUGAGAUGGAUUUAAAAGUUUAUGUGGAAAGUACAGAGGACUUUAAACAUGUGGGUAAAGAAAGUUCUGUAAUUAUAUGCAAUCACUACAGUGAUAUUGAUUGGUUGGCUUCAUGGAUAUUUUCUGAUCGCAAUGGUUUUUGUGGUAGAGCUAAGGUAAUUUCCAAAAAUUCCAUAAAAUAUGUUCCUGUUAUUGGUUGGUCCUGGUGGUUUGCUGAAUUUGGCUUUCUAAACAGAAAUUGGCAGCAAGACAAAGAAAAUAUCAGCAGAAUUAUUAAAAGCAUGCGAAAUAAUACAAAUUAUUUUUGGAUGGGUCUGCUUUGUGAAGGAACACGUCGAACUGAUGAGAAGUUAAAAGCAAGCCAGGAAUUUUCAUUAAAUAAUGGAAUAGUACCUUUAAAGCAUCAUUUGUUACCAAGAACUAAAGGUUUUUCUCUUAUAGUAGAAGGACUGCAUGAUAAAGUGCCUGCAAUAUAUGACUUUGAAUUAGGAUUCCCUAAUCCUAAGUCAGCAACUUUGAUGAAUAUUUUUAAAAGAGGAAGAAUAGAAGUGUUACUUCAUUUUAGAAGAAUUCCAAUGUGCAAUCUACCAAAAAGUCAAGAUGAACUUUCAAAAUAUAUUAUUCAGCAUUAUAGAGAAAAGGAUGUGUUAUAUGAGACAUUUUUGCAAACAGGAAAGUUUCCUGGUACCUUGGUUCCACUUCCUAGAAAAAUUAACAAUUUAGUUUUGUUUACAGCUGUUAACGUUCUAGUAGGCCUUAUUAUUAUUUCUUGGAUAAGUUAUUGUGUCAUUGUAUUUGGAUUUGGAUUUGUUGGUUUAGCAAUCCUUGUAACUUGUUUUGUUGUAUAUGCAUUUAUGCGGUUUGUUACAAUUGUUUCAAAGUCUGAUCGUGGAAGCAAGUUCGGACUUGAGAAAAAAUGAAGUUUAUUUUAAUUAUGGCGAAAGUAUAAAUUUUUAUAUUUGUUUCAUGAGUUUAAUUUUUUUUUUGGUCAAAAGUGUUUUUUUUAAUCUUUAUUAAUUUUGGUUUUACUCGUUUUUGAUAUUAUUUUUAUAGGUUUAUUUAACUCUAUUUUUUUAAUUGAGAAUCAUUAGUUAUCCAUGAUGUAAGAAUAUUUAAAAAAUUUUUUUAUCUUAUCGUAAAAAAAAAAAAAGUCGAUUUUUAGUGAAACUACUUGAUAAUUUAUUGCAUUUGGGUAGACAAUUCAUAUUUAACUUUAAUAUUUAAGAUCAAUAUAUGUCAAUACAUGUUAAAUUUAGUAUUACUAUUACAUACAAUAUAUGUCAAUACAUGUUAAAUUUAGUAUUACUAUUACAUACAAUAUUACAAGUUUUA